Messenger RNA from Branchiostoma belcheri (Belcher's lancelet), 1029 nucleotides. RefSeq names its product UPF0764 protein C16orf89 homolog. The record is from RefSeq and is a predicted model, not a curated record. The transcript is spliced from 5 exons. Gene Ontology annotation, cellular component: cytosol; membrane. Lineage: Eukaryota; Metazoa; Chordata; Leptocardii; Amphioxiformes; Branchiostomatidae. The coding region runs from base 1 to 1029 and encodes 342 amino acids.
AUGAGGCUGCCGACGGCGAUGUGGCUUGUGUUCGCGGGCCUGGCGUGUGGCGGGGGAUAUUCUUCCAGAAGCAGCGCCUCCUCCUCUGCCUCAGACGGAGAGGUUAGCCCGAGAAACGACAGUUCUGCGUACGGUAGCGGCGGCACCAGGAGCGGGGAGGCGAGAGGGGGGCACGGAAACUUUGCCGGCAUUGCCGAAGUGUUGGAUGCCCUGGAAAAGGCGGUGGUGUUUUUCCUGGAGUCCUAUCACGACAUCAACUUGGAUGGGCUGUACGGACUCAGAGUAGCAGAAGGCCAGCUGACGUUACUGCUGGACGGUGUGGAUCAUUCCGCGAACACAACAAGCAGUGGCAGCAGCUCCAAACACACCCCUCCCCACCCGGCCCUGUCCCGCGUGCACACCAUCCUGCAGGACGCCCGCACAGCCGGCAACUGGAGCCUGCCCAGGAUACGGGAGAGAGACCCGGGCUACUUUAAGGAGUUUAAGGACGUGGUGUCCAGGCCGUACGUUAUACGGGGGUACUCCAGAGAACUGGGAGACCAUGUACUGAACAGGGAACACGCCGCCACCAAACGGGAGAUGUUCUCGGAGACCAGGAGCGACAGAUGCAUGCAGGAGAUGAUGGGCAGUACCGGACCCAGGCAGGACCCCAACAUCCACACGACCCGCUGUACAGUAACGGAUGAAUGUUGGAGGUUCGUGACCGCUGACGGCGCUACUGGCUACACCAUCACUCACCAGUUAUUAUGGACCAUUCUGGGAGAGCAUGUUGGGUGCAAAGAAAACAUCAACGCCUUCGCCAGUCGGGAAGGUGUGUGGGAAGGCGUGGAAUCCAUCCAGCAGCACCUUUGUACAAAAAUCCUGAGAGAAGCGGAGGUCCUGGCGUACUCCGGACCGCCUGAACCGGAACAGGACCUGUUUCUAGAGCAAGGUGUGGUGUGCGGCAUGCUGGGGUUCAGAGACUUCAUACGACGGGAUUGGCUGCGAAAAGUGUUGUCAUGGCAACGGCCCGAGGGGUGUUUCGGGUAA